AUGGUCGGAAUAGGAUCUCUAACUGAAGAUUUGGAGCCCGUUGUUAUUCACAAAAAAACCCCUAAUGCCGCCACCAAGAAGGAUGAGAAAGUCGUUAACGCCGCUCGUCGUGCUGGUGCCGAGAUUGAAUCCGCUCGAAUGGACAAGAAACUUACCCAGGCUCAACUUGCACAGUUGAUAAAUGAGAAACCCCAGAUCAUGCGAGAUCAGCUCAUUACUCGGAGUGAGAAUGUUAGUAAGGAAAUUCGGAAGAUUUUGACCGAUAGGGCAACUAAUUUCAACAUUGAUGAUGUGUCAAUUACAAGUCUAACUUUCGGGAAGGUAUUCACUGCUGCAAUUGAGGUUAAAAAGGUAGAUGUACAAGAUGUUGAGAGAGCUAAAUUCAUUGUGAAAAGGACCAGAAAAGUGUUGUUAUCCGAGCACAGGGCGAACCCAAGGGUAGCAUAUUCAAAAACUAUGAAAGACCUAAUGGUGUAUUUCCGGCGAUCGGAGGCUCCCUUCAACGAUCCGAAUGGUCAGCAAGUAGAAGACAACACGAGGAACGAUAUACUAUGA
Molecule: messenger RNA, 555 nt
Organism: Hibiscus syriacus
Lineage: Eukaryota; Viridiplantae; Streptophyta; Magnoliopsida; Malvales; Malvaceae
Product: prohibitin-1-like
Exons: 3
Coding region: 1-555 (184 amino acids)
Biological process (GO): mitochondrion organization
Cellular component (GO): mitochondrion; membrane
Molecular function (GO): DNA binding
Source: RefSeq, a predicted model, not a curated record